Diospyros lotus (date-plum) is the source of this 2144-nucleotide messenger RNA. RefSeq names its product probable WRKY transcription factor 4. Gene Ontology annotation, molecular function: DNA-binding transcription factor activity; sequence-specific DNA binding. The transcript has 4 exons. NCBI's taxonomy places the organism in Eukaryota, Viridiplantae, Streptophyta, Magnoliopsida, Ericales, Ebenaceae. The coding region runs from base 165 to 1742 and encodes 525 amino acids. Gene Ontology annotation, biological process: regulation of DNA-templated transcription. The record is from RefSeq and is a predicted model, not a curated record.
CUUUUUUCACUCGGAGUUUCAGAUCCUCGAACCAGAGAGAAGCUGCGAAGAGCCAAAGCCAAGAAGAGAGAAGACAACGACGAAGAACUCUUAUGGAUAGAAGAAAUCCCUAAUAAGAAAGCACCAGACUGAGAGUUUCGAAGGGGUCUUUCACUGCAGCUUCAAUGGCUAAGAACGAAGGAUCAUCGUCACCGCCACCGCCAAGGACUUCUUCGUCAGCUUCCCUCCGCCCCUCCACGAUUACGCUGCCGCCACGUGGCGGCAUAGAUGGCCUGUUCGCCGGCCUCGAGGGCUUCAGUCCCGGCCCCAUGACUCUAGUCUCCAGCUUCUUCUCCGACGCCGACCCUUACUCCGAUUGCCGCUCCUUCUCUCAGCUCCUCGCCGGCGCUAUGGCCUCCCCCGCCGCGAGGCCCGACGAUCCUUCUUCCAGGGAUAAUAAGGAGUCCGGAGAUUUCGAUUUCCGGUUCAAGCAGAACCGCCCCUCCGGUUUGAUGGUUCCUCAUCCGGCGGCGUUCGGUGUGCCUCCCGGUUUGAGUCCCGCCGGCUUCGUCGAGUUGCCCGGCUGGUUCUCGCCUACUCAGGGUGCGUUUGGAAUGUCCCAUCAGCAGGCUCUGCUUCAGGUUACAGCUCAGGCUGCACAAGUGAAUUCCCAAAUGCACAACCAAGUUGAAUUUCUGCCUUCUUUAUCAGCUGCUCCUGCUGGAUCACUGUCUCAAUUCCCAUCCUUUGUUUCCAAUGUGACAACACAUCAACAAAUUCCGCCGGCCAUGCUAGACCCUACCACCUUGAAGGAAUCUUCUGAUCUCUCCCUCUCUGACCAUAGAUCCCAGCCUUCUUCCUUGGUUGUUGAUAAGCCCACUGAUGAUGGUUUUAAUUGGCGUAAAUAUGGGCAGAAGCAGGUGAAGGGCAGUGAAUAUCCUCGAAGUUACUACAAAUGUACACAUCCAAAUUGUCCAGUCAAGAAGAAGGUUGAACGUUCUCUUGAUGGCCAUAUAACUGAAAUCAUAUACAAGGGCCAGCACAACCAUGAGCCACCUCAACCUAGUAAGCGUGCUAAAAGUACUGGAAAUUUGAAUGAAAAUAUAAAUAAUCAGGGAAACUCUGAAUUUCCCAAGGAAGGUCAUAUUGGGAAUUUGAAGAGAUCUAAAGAAGGGUUCGCUGCUUAUUCACUGUCCAUGAAAGACCAGGAGUCAAGCCAAGCUACACCUGAAUGUGUUUCAGGAUCUGGCGAUAGUGAGGAAGAAGGUGCAGAUGACAGUAGAAUUGAUGAGAGGCUUGAAGAUGAACCUGAAGCAAAGAGAAGGAACAUAGAGUUAAGGGUUUCAGAGCCAGCUUCAUCACAACGCACAGUUACAGAACCAAGGAUCAUUGUACAGACAACCAGUGAAGUUGAUCUUUUGGAUGAUGGUUACCGAUGGCGAAAGUAUGGCCAGAAAGUUGUUAAAGGAAAUCCUUACCCAAGGAGCUACUAUAAGUGCACAUACCAAGGUUGCAAUGUCCGUAAGCACAUUGAAAGAGCUGCAAGCGACCCUAAAGCUGUGAUAACAACAUACGAGGGCAAACACAAUCAUGAUGUACCGGCAGCUAGAAACAGCAGUCACAACAUGGCAAACAACAUCUCACAAUUGAGGCCGCAAAAUGCCUUGAUUGACAACAAGCAUACUUUAACAAGACAAACAGAUUUGGGGAACAAUAAUCCACAGCCUAUAGCAGUCCUAAGGCUUAAAGAAGAAUUAACAUAGCUUCUUGGAAUCAGAUGACAGGGAAAGAUUCAAGAGACUGGGGGAACUGAAGAUUGGAAAUUAAUUCGCCAGAAGAUGUGACUUCCAUCUCUUGGUUGUGAACUAAUGCUUGAGACCAUGGUUUUAGUCCAGCCUCAACUUACAAUGUGCAAAAACAAUAAAGGACAGGAUAUACAAAGAGAAAAACAAGUAGAUAGUUUGAACCAAAAGGCUGUCACUACAAGCAUGCAAAGAUUUAAUUGCACAGAGAAAUUGUUGUAUCUAUACAAAUGUGAUGGGGGUAUACUGUAGCUGUAGUGUCAUUCUUCUGUGCAUUCUUUUGUUAAUGAUAAUUUGAUGGUAAUGUUGUUGCAAUUGUUACUGUUGCAGUUGGAAUAAAGAGUAGGCAUUUGGGCUUCUUCA